This is a messenger RNA of Antechinus flavipes (yellow-footed antechinus), 3400 nucleotides long. RefSeq lists its product as uncharacterized. The transcript has 3 exons. The record is from RefSeq and is a predicted model, not a curated record. NCBI's taxonomy places the organism in Eukaryota, Metazoa, Chordata, Mammalia, Dasyuromorphia, Dasyuridae. The coding region runs from base 1 to 1050 and encodes 349 amino acids.
AUGGGGGUUAAAAAACGGGAGACGACUAGGAGGGUACGAGGGAGCUGGAAGCCGACUACUGGAUUAACCCAGGUGCUGGCACCAUCUCCGGCCAGACUAAACUGCCGAGCGCGAUCAGAUGGGGAAAGGAGAGCCGAGGGCUUAGGGGACCUAGAAGUGUGGCAAACUCCAGCGGGAGAACCUCCGGGGGGUGGGGGGAGGCGGGGGGCGUCUCCUACCUCUGAAACCCCACCCCGGACCCUGCCCACUUCCUCUACAGCCGCCGGGUCACGCCGGCUCCCUUCACCAUUGUUAAGCCUGGCCCAAGAGAAAGCUUGCACGGAGUUCCCUGGAGAAUACACUGUUGCUACUGCCAGGGCAGGAACGAAAGAUGAGGAAGAGGAUAAAGGCAGACCCAGGUUCCCCAGCGGCGCGCUCUGCCCGAAUCAGAUUGCAGCGGCCACAAUCUGGAGAGAGCGCAGAGCGCAGAGCCUAGUCCUCUGCUUCUCUGGUCUCCUCUGCUGCCGCCGCCGCCUUCUAGUCCUCGCCCCCUUUUUCCCCUGCUGCCCCAGCGAGGCCGCGGGUGACACAUGUACACGCACACACAGCAGGGGGAGCCCCGCCUCGGGUUGCAGCAAAGUUGCCUGCGUCCUCGCGCGCGCGCGCGCGCGCCAGAGAACGAGCCUGCAGGAGAUAACACGCCCUGCAGCUGCGCCUUCCCUCCGGCCCGCCCGGGGUGAGUGUGCGCGCGGAAGCAGAGGCCAGCCUUCGGUGCGCGGCACAGCAGCGUCCUCCCCGGCCGGCCGAGGAGCAGCAGGCAGGCGAGGGAGUGGAAUGGGGAGAAGGGAAGGGAAGGAGGCUGGCGUUGCCUCCCAUUCCCCACCCCUCAUCUCCAACACGCGAGGAAACGCGAGGCUCGCGGGAGAAGAUGGAUGGCUCCGGUGGCCAACCGCAGUCCAGACUUUCUCGCCCAACUCUACGUCCUCCAGGGCCGUCUUCCCUCGCGGGGAGGCGGCGUUUUGGAUGCGGCUGCUCCGUGGCUUCCUAUCUCUUGAAGCUAGUGAUGUUUGAAGCUGGGACAGGCCCAAGGGGACCCGACUACGCGAACUCUUGCCUAAGCUCAGAGCGACCCGUCCCGUUCAAACCAAGCACAGAGGAUAUUUGGAAGUGCAUUAGGCUGCAGUAUGGCUCCAGGGUAGAGUCCCUCUCUUGUACUCAUGUCUCAUCUCUCAAGGCCCUCAAUCACAAAGUUACAGCUCUCCUAGUUGGGAAGGAAUUCUGAAGGUCAUCAGUUUCUGUACCUGAACAGAAAUCCCCUCCAUGAUGUUUGAAGAUCCUCUCUAUUGGGAAACACACUGCUUCCAGAGUUUAGUAAAAUGCCUGGCACGUAGUAGGCGCUUUAUAAAUGGAAGAAUUUAAAGAAUUCCCAUUCUACAUUAUUCGAGUUUUUAAGUCGUUUUCCAUCUUUUACUGCUAAUUCUGGCGUCUGGGGUUUAGCGGAACAAUCACUUUUUCAUGAGACGACCCUUCACAUAAUUGAAAACCAGAGCCUCCCCUCUCCUCCUCCCUUUUUUAGCUUAAGCAUUACCAGUAUAUAUAAACAAGUCCACAAUCAUUUAUUCAGCACCUACUAUGGGCCAGGUACGAUGCUAACUGCUGAGGAAAAAGAAAAGCAAAAACAAUCUCUUCCCUCAAGAAGUUUACAACUCUAAUGAGGAAUAGAAAAGGCAAACAACUGCACAAACAAAAUAGGCUGAAUAAACUGGAGAUAAUCUCAGAGGGAAGGCACUAAUGGUGGAGUGUAGAGAUUGGGGUGAUGAGAUCCUGGGUAGCUAGCUGAGUAUUGGCAGAGAAAGGCCGAAUAACUGUAUACAUUCUGGUAACCUAGCUAAUCCCAGAGACAAGUUGGGAGGAGCACUGAUUGGAUCAUAUCAGCCUUAAAUUCUCAAGUAGGCCUUUUGUUCAAGUGGACUUUUUAAUUAUACUCCCAUUGCAGGUGUGGUGAGGAGCAGGGAGCUUUAGAAACCCCCCCCCUUUACUUAUCCAAUCAGAAAGCCAAGCUAUGACGUCAGUCCCCCGUUUCUCCCCCCCAUCCCCAACCUUAUAAUUUCCCUAUAAAAGAUCCUAUCUGUAGCUAACUCUUUUUAGGAUGCUAAUCAAUAGCAUACUUCCACCUCAUGUCUUCCCUUGUUAAUUUCCUUACUAAAGACUGUUAUGGAUUUAGCCCACUCUUAGCUUAAUAAAAUCUUUGCUCCUUGAUUUGGAGGUCGAUGCCUACAAAUUAAAUUCUUUUGGGAGGACUUGAGACAUACCCAUACCCCAUCAUUCUGAUGACCUUGUACAGGAAGAAUCUGGUUGUACCUUAACCUCAACAGUAGCAGGGUGUGCAAAGGCCUCUUUAAAAAGAUAGGAUUUAAUCUGAUUCUUCAAAGAGGACAGGAGAGAGCAUUCCAGGAAGGGGGGUGGGGUGGGGAGAGACAAGCAAUGAAAAGGCAAGUUAGACUGCUUUAUGUGAAAGAGCAAAAGGACAAUGGCUAGAUUGGUGCCUUACUGAGCAAGUUAAGAGAAGAAAAGUAUAUGAAGACUUGAGAGUAAAGAAAAAAACAAAUUGUGAAGGGUUGAAAAAACCAAGUAGAAGAUUUAUUUAUUUAUUUAUUACAUGUACAAUAUUUUUAAACAUUUCCAUAUUUGUUAUGUUGUGCAAGAAAAAUUAGACCAAAAGGGAAGAAAGCGUUAUAAUUUCCCAACUAACUCUCUGGAGGGCUUCAGGAUCAGCCCGAGUCCUUGGUCUUAGUGGAGGAGUGAAGGAGGCAGGAGGGCUUCCACGUGGCUGGUCAAAGAUGGAGUCUGGAAGCUGGUAUCUUCUCUUGUGUCUGUGGCUGAGAGAGUGUUCCCAGUUGUCCCAGCCCUUAAAUACUUCAGUAAGAUUAUAUUAGUACAACACACUGAGCAUGUGAAAUCAUUACAUCACCAUACAAAGUACUAAGUAUAUACUUAACUCCAAAUACCUCGCUGACCUAGAUUUAUGUAUACCUUUUUAGAGUUCAGCCCUCUAUAAAGCAUGAGAAAGAAAAAGCAAACAAACAAAAACAGGUGAAAUUACUAUGCUUCCACUUAUAUUCAGUCUCCAAACUCCCUCUAGAUGUAGAUGACAUUUUCCAUCCUAAGUCUAUUGGAAUUGGCUUGGAUCAAUGCUUUGCUGAGAAGAGCCAGGUCCAUCCCAUUUGGUCAUCACAUAAUCUUGCUAUUGCUGUGUACAAUGUUCUGGUUCUGCUCAUUUCACUCAGGAUCAUUUCAUAUAAAUCUUUCCAGGUUUUUCGGAAAUCAUCCUGCUCAUCAUUUUUUAUAGAACAGUAAUAUAUUCUCAAAUGGAAGAUUUUUAAUUUGAUCUUGGUCUUAAUAAAUCAUACCAUGUAUGGCA